CAUUCUGGUGAAGUUUAGAGAGACUUGGUGGUUGACCAAUCGAAUUUGGGAUGCUGAUAAAAGGGGACCUAUUUUCGUGAGAAGAGCGAAAAAAAUUGCCAUGUUUCCCAAACUUGCAAUCCUGCUGCCUCUCCUCGUGAGCUUUGUAGCCUCUGAAGAUACCAGCUUUCUCUUCAAUGGGUUUAGAUCGGGAAAUCUAAGCCUAGACGGCAUAGCUGAAAUCACCCCUAAUGGCCUUUUGAGGCUCACCAAUGACACCAGACAGCAAAAGGGUCAUGCUUUCUACCCCAAUCAGGUCAGCUUCAAGAAAUCCUUGAAUGGCACCGCUUCCUCCUUCUCUACUACCUUUGUAUUUGCUAUCAUUUCUGAAUAUCCCACUUUGAGCGGCCAUGGCAUUGCUUUUGUUGUUGCUCCCACAAGAGGGCUCCCAGGAGCUCUCCCAAGCCAGUACCUUGGCCUUUUCAAUGGUAGCAACAACGGUAAUGACACCAACCAUGUUUUCGCCGUAGAGCUCGAUACCAUCCAGAGCAGCGAGUUUGGUGACAUCAAUGAUAACCAUGUUGGGAUUGAUAUAAAUGGGUUGAAGUCAAAAACAUCUUUUCCCGCAGGAUAUACUGCCGACAACAAUGGUGGGUUUAGGAACUUGAGUCUUAUCAGCGGCCGCCAAAUGCGAGUUUGGGUGGAAUAUGAUGGUGUCGAGAAGAAAAUCGAGGUCACUAUGGCUCCAAUUAAUGUCGGAAAACCCAAAACUCCGCUCUUGUCUUUGCUCCGUGAUCUUUCACCCAUCAUUGAAGACAACAUGUAUGUUGGCUUCUCUUCCUCAACCGGCUCAGUCCUAACAGCCCAUUAUGUUACGGGAUGGAGCUUUAAGGUGAACGGCCUGGCUCCAGAACUUGAUCUCUCUCAACUUCCCAAGCUGCCACGGAUUGGAGGUAAACCCAGAUCUAAAUUUUUGACAAUUGGGUUGCCUGUGAUUAUUGUCAGUUCAGUCUCCGUAGCAAUUUCAGCGUUAGUUUUUUUCAUAAAAAGGAAAAGGAAGUUUGCAGAAUUGCUAGAAGACUGGGAGCUUCAAUAUGGGCCUCACAGAUUCAAAUUCAAAGAUCUUUAUAUUGCCACAAAAGGAUUUAGGGACAAAUAUCUGUUGGGCGCUGGCGGAUUUGGUAGGGUGUAUAGAGGUGUACUACCUACCUCAAAAAUUGACAUUGCAGUGAAGAGGGUCUCCCAUGAAUCAAAGCAGGGGAUGAAAGAAUUUGUUGCAGAAAUUGUAAGCAUUGGUCGGCUUCGUCACAGGAAUUUAGUUCCACUCUUGGGGUAUUGCCGGCGCAAGGGAGAGCUGCUUUUGGUGUACGACUACAUGCCCAACGGCAGCCUAGACAAGUACCUCUUCGACCAACCUGAGGUUACACUGAGCUGGAGCCAGAGAUUUCGAGUGAUAAAAGGUGUAGCAUCGGGGCUGUUUUAUCUGCAUGAAGAAUGGGAGCAGGUUGUUAUUCACAGAGAUGUCAAGGCUAGUAAUGUCUUGCUAGAUGGUGAAUUGAAUGCCAGAUUAGGAGACUUCGGCCUUGCAAGAUUAUAUGACCACGGAACUGCUCCUCGAACUACCCAUGUGGUCGGAACUUUUGGGUAUCUUGCGCCGGAGCAUAGUCGAAGCGGCAAGGCCACGACAGGCACCGAUGUGUUUGCUUUCGGGGCGUUUUUGCUUGAGGUUUCUUGUGGAAAGAGACCAAUAGAGCCAAGAGGAGCAGCAGAUGACGUCCUUCUGCUUGAUUGGGUGUUUUCUCAUUGGAACCGAGGCGAAAUUCUUGCGGCAAGAGAUGUAAGUUUGGGUGCAGAUUAUGUAGCAGAGGAAGUAGAGCUUGUUUUGAAACUUGGGUUGCUCUGUUCCCAUUCAGAGCCUACUGCUAGGCCAAGCAUGCGCCAAGUAGUGCAGUUCUUGGAGGGUGAUUUUCCUCUUCCAGAGUUAUCAUCGCUUGGCCUUUGUGCCAACGGCUUAACAUUUAUGCAUCAUAAGGAAAGUGGUUUCAGUGAUUUUGCCAUGUCCUAUCCGUCUUCAGGUGACAGGUUUACACAGUCCUCUUUUGCUGCAGAGUCACUUCUCUCAGGAGGUCGCUGAUUCUAAAAACUUUUGUUUGAGUUUGUUAGUAAUGAUCUUUGAAAUGAUCGUAGUAGAUAGUUUGUUUUCAGGCAGUGCAGUAUAUUUAUUAUUGAUGUGCAAACAUGGGCAAGAUGAGCUCCCUGGGUUGAUGGGGCCUUCUGUGUUCAUUUAUUUUGCAACUUUGCAUCCUGCAGAAUAAUUCAUCAGCGUUUUGGAUUUA
Messenger RNA from Corylus avellana, 2315 nucleotides. The record is from RefSeq and is a predicted model, not a curated record. NCBI's taxonomy places the organism in Eukaryota, Viridiplantae, Streptophyta, Magnoliopsida, Fagales, Betulaceae.